AUGACAGGGCAUUUAAAAAAAUGGUUCCCCGAUGGUUCAUCAGUAUCAAAUUUAUAUUUUUAUUUGAAAUCAGAUCAUGCACUACCCCGUUUCGUUUUGAAAAGUUUCAUUGGAUUCGUCUGCGGCAUUGUGCUAACAUAUCUUUGCUUUAUAUUCUUUGUAUUCCAAUUGUCGAUAUCGCUCAUACACGCGACGAUUAUGAGUUCUAUUAUUGGUGUCUUACUCACACUGGGGCUGGCAUUCAGUUGCAGGAUAAGGUGUCUGAUAUUUUUGCUAAUUCCUCAACUAUUCUCACGCGUUGGUCGUUAUACCCUAACGUGUUAUGCUCUGGUCCUCAUUCUGACUGGUCCAGCCACAAAUACUUUGAAGAACUCGGAAGUUUUAACCGAGUCUAUGGCUUGUAGUCAGGAACAAAUAAAAACAGAUGUUCGACACAUUUCCGAGACCGUGAAAAAACCUUUCAACGCAAUGAAGGAGUCUAUAAAGUUAAUGGUGGAUGAAAUGAAACGUGUCGCUUCUAAAAUGAACAAAAUAAUAUCGAAAAUAAGUAUAAUGGUGACUAGUAUUGCGGACCUCAUUCAAUCAUCUUAUUCUUGGUUAAAUUCUGUUGCCAAUAUUUGUCACCAAACGUUUGGAACUCCUUACGACCAUUGUCUGAAAUCAAUUGAAAGAGGAGAGAGGAACUAUAUGAAGACUGCAGGAAAGGAUUUUAUUUGGCGUUGCAACGAUUCUGCGGCAAAUUCGGCAUGUUUAGCUGUUAAGUCGUAUAAGACUGUUUGUGUUGUCUCUGAUUAUGCUACUACUUCAUAUGCGGCGACACUCAAGAGAAGGUUGAGAAACUAUAUUACUCGCAUUAAUACAACAUUUUUCCUCAACGUCCGAAUACAUCACACAUAUUCGUACAGCAGUAAUGAAAGUAGUACGCCUAAUCAAAUGGCUGCUGGUAUCGUGACUGAGAUCAGAAAAAGGGCUGAUCCUCUGCUAACUUGGUUAUCUUGGAGUUCCUGUAUUACUAGUUUGUUCUUAAUGCUAAUUAUUUUUAGAGCUAAAUAUUAUCAGCAUAUGUUCGCAACGCGAUCUCGUUAUGACAAUCGCUACGUUACAAAGGAACUGCGUGAUUUAGAUUUCAAAAGGUAUCAAGAAAGACGAGAAACUGUUCUCCCAUUGAAUAGACGAGAACAAGCCAAAUAUAUUUGUAUAUCAUCGUUCCGUCUAGUUUCAUCCGAGAAGGUAUAUUUAACUCGUUCUAUAAUUUUCAUGGCGAUUACUACUUUCAAACUCUUGAUACACAUGGUAGCUGAUUAUAGCUUGUAUUGGGUUUUAAUUACGAUUCGUCACCAUGGAAGGUUACAGACACCUUUAUCGCUUGGUCCAUCCGACGCUGGAGUGCAUGUGUCAGGGUCUGGUAUUGUUCGAGAUUUUAUCAGGUCAUUACUGGACUCUAUUACUUCGCCUUUACUAUCACAAAGAACGAUUAAAGUUAACUGUCUUCCUAAUCCCUAUCCACCUGAUCUACAGCGUUAUACACAAAUUGCUAUUUUAAUAAUUCUCUUGUGGUUUUUUGCUCUAUUCGAGCCGUAUGGACUUCGUUUCCGUCACGUCAUUGUGGGACACUAUCAACCUGAUCGAGCGAAGACGAGAGCUGUAUGGCUUUAUAAUCAUAUAAUAAGAACAAGAGGUAGUUUUAUGAAAUUAGCCAGGAGAAAACUUCAUCGUGAAUAUAAAUAUUCGAAUCAUGAAAAUCAGACAUUUCGUUACUGGUUGGACUCAAUUUUACCCUGUGUUACAUUAAAUUGCCCAGGCGUAUAUUGUUUAAGAUGUUUCUCCGAUAUCGGUCGUUUGUGCACCAUUUGCCUAUCACCUAAAGACUAUGGCGAUAUGAGUGACGUCAGCCUAGAGAAAGGUUCGUCAGACGAAAGUGACACUGAUGAAUGUAAAGAAAAAGGGACUGAAAGAGAAAGACUUAUUAAAAAGCCAGAAAAGUUAAAUAUGUGCGAAAUAGCAUCAACGAAAAUGAAAAAUGAUAGUAAUGAACAAACUUCAGUAUUACCAGACAUUGGACGAUAUGAGGAUGUAAACAAAAGGAAUGGAAGUAAUAAUAAUUCAAUAAUAAAUACGUACACUGUAAAUGGAUAUUAUGCUACUGAAAAUUAUAAAGAUACAGAAAAUGAGAAUCCAAUACAAAAUGAUAUUACACGGGAAUAUAAUAUCGCAAUAUUUACGAAGAUCGCAAGAACGAAGGCGUAUACAUUUAUUUGA
Molecule: messenger RNA, 2259 nt
Organism: Nymphalis io (European peacock)
Lineage: Eukaryota; Metazoa; Arthropoda; Insecta; Lepidoptera; Nymphalidae
Product: DC-STAMP domain-containing protein 2-like
Exons: 14
Coding region: 1-2259 (752 amino acids)
Cellular component (GO): membrane
Source: RefSeq, a predicted model, not a curated record